AUGACAUACCCUUCCACUUUUUCCAAUCAAGAUGAUACACUCCAGACCAUUCUCCAAGGCCAAAAAGAGCUUCAAACCACAUUUGCUUCCGGCCUCAUCGGUCUUACAUCUACUCUACAUGCUCUCCUUGCACGCACAGACCCACCCUCUACUUCCGCUCCUCAAGCCCCAAAUUCUAGUGCCAUUCCCUCUCAACCUCAACCCAAUCCCAAAGGUGGCAUUAAUGCUAUUACCUUGAGAUCCGGGACUCAAUUGAAAGAGAAAAAGGUAAAGGACGCAAGUCCGAUCAUAAUCAAUCAAGAGGAGAAGGGAAUCGAGAUAGAAGAAAUAGAAGAGGAGGAGGAAGCACAAGUCAUAGUUGAGGAUGAAGAGACUCAACCAACAAGUGAGGCCCCUAAGAAUAAGGGAGCCAUGGAAGAAGAAAUUACUCAACCAAUCCCAUUUCCUACACUUGCAAAGAAAGCUAGGAAGCGUAUGGAACUUGACGCCAAAAUAGUAGAGAUGUUCAAGAAUGUUGAGGUAACGAUCCCCCUCUUUGAUGCCAUCCAUCAAGUACCUAAAUAUACGAAAUUUCUUAAGGAUUUAUGCAUGAACAAGGAUAGAAUUCUUGAGUUAGAGACUAUUCCAUUGGGGAGUUCUAUUUCCGCUUUAAUGGGAGCAUUACCCGAGAAGUGUGAUGAUCCGGGCCCGGGCAUGGUCACUUGUACCGUAGAUGGGGUUCAAUUUCUAGAUUGUAUGUGUGAUCUCGGUGCAUGCAUUAGCAUUAUGCCUCUUUCUGUCUAUCGUAUAUUGAGGCUACCACCAUUGAAGAGGUCGACGACAAGAUUUAUUUUGGCGGACAAGAGCAUAAUAUCCGUGACGGGUGUUACGGAAGAUGUAUUUGUGAAUAUAAAAGAUGGGAGAGUCGUGAGUUUUAGCCAAGAAGAAGCAAUGAAACACCCACUGGUGAAUCAUUCUCUAUUCCGGUGUGACCCAAUUGACAACAUUGUGGCCAAAGUGCAUUUUGCAAAGUUAGAUGAGAAGCAUAUAAUUGAAAAUACAAGUGAAAAUCCAAGUGAAGUGAAUGCAUUACCCCAUCUGGAUCAUCCAAAAGUUCAAGCCUCAAGUCAAGACCAAAAGGUAGAAUUAAAGCCACUACCACCCCACCUAAAGUACUCAUAUCUUGAUGAAGCCCACAAAUUCCCCGUGAUUAUUGCAAGGGAACUAAAUCCUCAAUAA
Arachis duranensis is the source of this 1218-nucleotide messenger RNA. RefSeq lists its product as uncharacterized. Bases 1 to 1218 code for a protein of 405 amino acids. The record is from RefSeq and is a predicted model, not a curated record. The transcript has 2 exons. Lineage: Eukaryota; Viridiplantae; Streptophyta; Magnoliopsida; Fabales; Fabaceae.